AUUGACAUGCGCAGUGAGACAUUAGCGCAUGCGUAAACAAUGUUGUAUUUUCCCCAAGGUAGACAUGGCUGAAAUGAGCCCUGGAUAAAAAAAUAUAAGACUGUAUAUUUAGGGAUGGCACAUAAACGCCAAUUAGAGAAAGAAGAGUACAGACAAUGGGUGAAGGCCGGACUUGGCUUGGGGUACUUAAAAGAAGGAUUAGCGCCUUUUUGUGACGACAUCGCCAAACAGCAGCACAAAGACAUCUUAGAUAACAUUAAACAGACAAAGAAUCUACCGACUGUGGCAUGUGGUCAUUGCGGUCUAAAAACUCUCAAACCAGACCAUGUAAAAACAGGAAAGAAUCAAUGUCCGUUAGGUCAAGCUAACUGUAACUGCUGCUAUACGAAGGGUAAAAUUGCUUGUCCAAACAACGUAUGUAGCGCCAUCUAUGACUAUAUUGUAACUAACCAUGCGUCCGCACCACCAGCUCCUACCUGGAAAAACACCAAAACUCAGCAGUGGACUGUAGAUCCAUGGAGUAUAGCUAAAUGUUUCAUCAACGCCCCGGGAUAUGAUCAGAAGACAUCAGCAGCCGACACUGACUGCACGGGAUUACUGCAUGUGAUCAUCAACAACAAAUAUUUUCAUAAGCACGUUCAAUGUAACUUCGUUGCUGCUAAUGUAUUUUCUAAGGUGAGGCAAUACAGAAACGAGAUAUUCCACUCGAGUACCAUGGAACUAGAAGAGGCAGAUGCAAAUACUUACAUAGAUGAUAUGAUUGCUGUGCUGCAAGAUGGUAAGGAACUCAUCAACCGAAAAGAUGCCCAGGACGCCGUAAAGAAACUUGAAGCGCUGAAGAAUGAAGAUUUCAUUGUAACCACUGAAAAUAUGAAGAAGGUUCUUGGAGAUAUCAGAGAAGAAUUCGAGAAUAUAAAAAGAUCAACAGAAGGUCUAGCGACUAAGGACGAUUUGAAAAAAUCAACAGAAGGUCUAGCGACUAAGGACGAUUUGAAAAAAUCAACAGAAGGUCUUGCCACUAAGGACGAUUUGACAAAAUCAACAGAAGGUCUGGCGACUAAGGGCGAUUUGAAAAAUUCAACAGAAGGUCUGGCGACUAAGGACGAUUUAAAAAAUCAGCAGAAGGUCUGGCGACUAAGGACGAUUUAAAACAAUCAACAGAAGGUCUGGCGACUAAGGGCGAUUUAAAAAAAUCAACAGAAGGUCUGGCGACUAAGGGCGAUUUAAAAAGAUCAACAGAAGGUCUGGCGACUAAGGACAGUUGUGAUGAAGUUAACAUGAAGAUAUCUGCACUGGAAAUGAAAAUGAUUUCACUGGAAUCUCUCAUAAAUGAACAAACGAAGGUAUACACUUUUAUCUUUUAUCACAUGUUUGACGUCGUGGGAGUGUAAUAAAACCAUUACAUAAUUUUUUUCAAUGAUAAUACAUUAAACUUGUGUGUAUUAAAGCUUUGAUGUC
Mercenaria mercenaria is the source of this 1458-nucleotide messenger RNA. RefSeq lists its product as uncharacterized. The record is from RefSeq and is a predicted model, not a curated record. The coding region runs from base 115 to 1149 and encodes 344 amino acids. Lineage: Eukaryota; Metazoa; Mollusca; Bivalvia; Venerida; Veneridae. The transcript has 4 exons.